AUGCUUGACGCAUACUGUCCCCUUUGUGGCGUCAUCUUACAGACAUUUACUGGACCGCAACCUCCUGUAAAGAAACUUCCCUGGUUCGCCGAAACUCGUGCAGUAAGAUCGAUUCGAGGUACUUCGUCGCCUUUCGUUACCGGUGUAGGAUACCUUGACCCGCAUCAUGAUCUCAUUGUUCAUCCUGAUGAGACAACUCGAUAUUCUGAUACCAGCGAAGGAUUGGAAACGGAUCCGUUCCAUUACAGGUCGGGAGAUUACUGGGUUUUUCCCUUCCAUGAUGCCUGCUGGAGCCUCUUACUCAGUCGAACCGCCAAGCAAGGUCACGAUAGUGCUCAAGUGGCUAGGUCUCUUUUUCAGAUACUCUACUGCACUCCGUGGAACAGGUACUACACCGCUAUCGGUGAACAUGAUUACGGCGGUGCCUCUAAGUUCCAGAAAACUUCUGGAAACCCUGGCUAUUUGGCUCGAGUUCCUCCUGAGUGGUCAUUUCUGACAGCCGAUCCGCGAGAACAUCUCCCUGCAGACUACCUGGAGAGCAACCUCGUUGAAACAACCAUCGCCUCUAUGCCACGUUUGGAUAAGCCUAACAACACCGAUGUAUUCUGUUCACUUCCUGACGAAGUCGUCGUGCUCAUCCUGAAUGGGCUUACAUCGAUGGACGUCUGUAGUCUUCGACAAUCGUCAGACCGAGUCGCCAGUAUUAGCUCAUUCCACGAACUUCCCCAAUCAUUUUGGGCGAGCCGUUUCGAAGAAGAGCACGAAAUGGGGUUUGCUCUUGCCUGCCAGGCUUCCUCCGAGCUGGGAGGUUACAUUGAUUGGCGAAGGCUUUAUAUGGCCUUCAAAGACUCUCUCAGGGGUCCGAAUGAAAAGCAGGGUAUCAAAAAUCGAAGAAGGAUAUGGCACAUCCUGAGCAAUAUAUCCAGACCUCUCAAUGAUCUCAUUAGUAACGAGUCAGUCCAUCAAGGCGGCAAUGUGGGUAGCCAUCGGCUCUCUGGUCGCCACACCUGCAGUCCUGUCAUUUCUGCAGAAGUCAUUCCAGAAUCUCAUGCAACAGACGUUCUCCGAAUCGGCUCCAGAAAAUUCGGAUCCAGCUGGUUACAGUGGCCCCAAUCCGACAGCUCAGGCCAGAUAAAAAUCGGUGUCUCUUUUACGUGGUUUAAUGGAAGAUCAUACGUUUCAGGACUUCGAAUUUGGCCCACAUGCUUUUCUGGUGGUAGUGUCGUACCUCAAAAGCUAGGCCUGAUAAUUCCAUUGACAGAGGAAGUGGUGUGCUUCGAUCCUUGUCUUUUGGAUGGUUUGGAAAUCGCAAUUACAAUCUCUGGCAUCGUAGGUCUGAGGUUCUUAACCAACAGUAUAUCAGGGGUCUCUUCCCAUACGACGGGAGACUUCGGAAUGACAACACCAGAUGUUGGAGUUUCUAGGUUGUUUCGACAUCAUGAGAGCCGAAUAUUCGCUUUUGAGAUAGGUUUUGAUAUAUGCAAACUUGUUUCUCUUAAGCUUAUUGAGCAGAACUAUCGCAUUCCGGACUGCGGGACCGCAUCUCACGACGCGACUCAGAUGGUACCUAAAGCUCAGCAUGCAAGAGAACGAGCGGAAAUCUUUGGUAAAAUAUGGUCUCCAGGAGUCCCAGCGAGCAUGAACUAUAUUCAGUCAUUUCCCGCCGAGACAAAAUCCCAAAUGUUCAAUCUUCAAUUGAAUAUGGAUUUUUCUGGACCUGAUGGACGUCGCCUAUCGUCUCUCCAGAGAAUUGUUGCUCUUAUUCAGGGUUUCCCUAGUUCGUUCCGCGGACUAAAAUUUGUUUAUGACGAUAAUGAAAAGUCAUCCUUCUAUAUUGACGGUGCGGCUGGGGAGAGAGUUUCUGCAGUGACCGUAGGUUGCACAACAUCGCUCACUGGGAUAAGGUACAUCGAGGUUCAUACAAACAUGGGCAACCAUACUUUCUUUGGGCUAUACCACGAAUCAUCUUCCGAAGACUCCGUGGAUAAUUUCUCCACGCUAGAACCCCCCAAAAGUGCUGUGAUUACUGGUUUUGUAGCUGCAGUCGGCGUACUUGACGGAUCUUUCAAGACUUUCGGUAUCCAAAGCCAAGCGUUCAAGAACAUCAAGCCACAAUCAAUACCCACGUCCUUGAAUGGAUCACAGGGACUUUUAAUCCAGCGAAAACCUCCUGAAAAGGCAUUCACCGUCAUGGGAAAAGCUUACAUGCAAACCCAAGCGAGCCUAUCUAAUGUCCGCCAAAUCCGCAUCUCUGUUGGGGGACAUGGCCUUUCCAGGCUUUCUGAGCAUAUCACAGGGCUCUGGCUAGAUUACUACGAUACGGACAGACCAGGCAUCGUCGGUCAAUGGCUUAAUGAAUCGGGUGCUGUGAACUUUUCACCAGGAGAGCAACUCACGGGUAUCUUCAUAUGGACGUCUAAUGAGCACACGGCUGCCUACAGCGGGCACGCAAAGCUUGGUAAAGUAGUUGCGCUUCGUUUCGAUACGUCUGAUGGCCAAUCAUUGCAUUUCGGUCAGGAAUGUACUGAGGGCGCAGUUCGUUUAAAGUUUAUCGCGAACGCCUUCGAGAAAUUGGAUACUAUAUGCUGGGCGUCUAUGCCACGGUGGGAUCACGCGAUUGUCACAUAUAGCCCACAACAAAGCCAAGCCCACCAGGCUCUGCAUUUAGUGGGUUGUCGUAUCAACCCCUGGAUUGUUCCUGAAAAGAUCUUCUGCACAGCCAUGGAAACUGAUGGUAAUCCCAGCUCAGUGGUCUCCAUUCAUGUAUCACUUGUUCCUGACGCUGUCGCUGGCCUUUCAUUCUCUCAUAGCUCAGGCGCUAUGUACACGCUCGGAUCUAUGGAAGGAGAAACUUCGAUCUUAAGACUGGAGACUGGCGAAGGGCUGAUCAGGUUGGAUACAAUAUUAUCCGUAUUCGAUCGUGCCUUAGUCUCGGUAUCUAUCCAUACAAACUACAAGCGGACAGUUACCUUUCGAUCCCAGACGUAUUUUGAACCAAGAAUUCGGGCGGCAAUGCCACCUUCUUCCACCUCGCCGAUCCCCCCUAUACCCCCAAUGUUGCCAGUGGUGCGUUCUACCGACCCCGACUACGUCUUUAGUCUACACCCUUCCUCGGACUUAUCUGGAGUCGCUCAUAAAUACGAGACAUUCGAAUUUCCGAGCAACGCGGAAAGCUUCGUUGGGUUCUGGGGUAUAGUCGGAAGGCGGAAAAGGCGACUGCAAGAGAUCGGGCCAAUAUUCACCGGCGUCAAAAGGGGUUAG
This is a messenger RNA of Pseudovirgaria hyperparasitica, 3261 nucleotides long. RefSeq lists its product as uncharacterized. Bases 1 to 3261 code for a protein of 1086 amino acids. The transcript is spliced from 8 exons. Gene Ontology annotation, molecular function: protein binding. NCBI's taxonomy places the organism in Eukaryota, Fungi, Ascomycota, Dothideomycetes, Acrospermales, Acrospermaceae. The record is from RefSeq and is a predicted model, not a curated record.